UGAACCUUAUACUUCAAAUUUUGCAAAACUUGUAAUUUAAACUUGUAGUUCCUAAAAAGGAGUAUGGAAAUAAAUUGACUAGGAGAGGAAAUCGGCAAUGCGCAAGCUCCAGGCUUCCUCUAUCACCAAUCGCCACCACUUCUUUUUCUCUCACGACGCGUCACAAAAGCAAUGAGCUUCCAAAUUAUGAAAGCAUGUCCAGGUUCAAUGAACUUGGAAAGCUCCACAAAUUGGUUCAAUGCGGUUGUGGGAUCGCCCGGCCAUCGUCAGCCUUUCUCAAAGGGGGUGUGCACUGAAGCCGGUGAACGCAGAGUUUAAAUGGAAUGAUUCCAUUGUCCCUCUCGCGGCAGCUAUCGUUGAGCCUGAAGUAGCAGUGAAAAUAGAGGUGGAAAACUAUGAACAAUUGGCCGAGGAGCUUCAGAACUCUUCACCUCUGGAGAUUAUGGAUAAGGCGUUUGAGAAGUUUGGCAAUGAUAUUGCUAUUGCAUUCAGUGGUGCUGAAGAUGUUGCUUUGAUAGAGUAUGCUAAGCUAACUGGUAGACCCUUUAGGGUGUUCAGUUUGGACACUGGGAGGUUGAACCCAGAAACAUAUAGGUUUUUUGACGCUGUCGAGAAGCAUUAUGGCAUUCAUAUUGAAUACAUGUUUCCUGAUGCUGUUGAAGUUCAAGCUAUGGUAAGGAGCAAGGGCCUGUUCUCUUUCUAUGAGGAUGGACACCAGGAGUGCUGCCGGGUGAGAAAGGUGAGACCCUUGAGGAGAGCUCUCAAGGGGCUACGUGCUUGGAUCACUGGCCAAAGAAAAGAUCAAUCCCCAGGCACUCGGUCUGGAAUUCCUGUUGUCCAGGUGGACCCAGUUUUUGAGGGAAUGGAUGGUGGAGUUGGCAGUCUGAUCAAGUGGAACCCAAUGGCAAAUGUUGAGGGCCUAAAUGCAUGGAAUUUCCUUGGAGCCAUGAAUGUGCCCGUAAACUCACUUCACUCACAAGGGUACGUCUCAAUUGGCUGCGAGCCUUGCACAAGACCAAUUCUUCCAGGCCAACAUGAGAGAGAAGGAAGAUGGUGGUGGGAGGAUGCUAAGGCUAAGGAAUGUGGUCUUCACAAAGGAAAUCUGAAGCAGGAUGAUCUAGCCCAACUUAAUGGCAAUGGUAAUGGGGCUAUCCAUUCAAAUGGAGCCGCUGGAGUUGCUGAUAUUUUCAACUCGCAGAAUUUGGUCAAUUUGAGCAGUGCUGGAAUUGGGAAUUUGUUAAGAUUGGAGAGCAGAAAGGAACCAUGGAUUGUUGUUCUUUAUGCCCCAUGGUGCCAAUUCUGCCAGGGCAUGGAAAAAUCCUAUCUUGAAUUAGCUGAUAAGUUGGCUGGAAGUGGAGUGAGGGUGGGGAAAUUCAGGGCAGAUGGCGAUGGAAAAGAAUUUGCCAAGCAAGAAUUACAGCUUGGAAGCUUUCCAACGAUACUUUUCUUUCCCAAACACUCCUCUCGGCCUAUUAAAUACCCCUCAGAGAAGAGGGAUGUAGAUUCCUUGAUGGCUUUUGUCAAUGCACUCCGGUGAUGGAAAUAAAGGUCAUUUGAUUAUGACGUUGAAUCACUUGAACCCAGAAGUCAAGGUGGUUUUUGAUCCUCACAAGUUCGUUACAUCCAGUGAUUAGGAGGUGGACUCACAGCCACAGGCUCAAUUGGAAUAAUGGAGGAACCAGCGAGCCUCAACCUUGACUAAAUUGUUUGCCAGUUCCAGCACUAGCAGCCUUAAGAUCUCGGAUCUUAUCUCCUUUUCUGCACUUUUGCUCCCUUGCUAGUUUUGCAAGAUUCGAUUUCUAGGCUAGAGUUUGACUUUUUAGUCUUCAGAGGUUGUCAAAGAAUCAUUUGUAUAUAGAUGGGAAGCAGAGUUAUUGUAUGAAAAAAAUUUUGCUUUUGCGAUUCUUAAGUUCAUAUUUGUCAUCUACUACUGCAUUAAAAUAGAAGUUGAAUAUCUAAUCUAUAUCUAUAUCUAUAUCUAUAUCUAUAUCUACUACUGCAUUAAAAUAGUAUUUGAUGGCAUCUAAUCUAUAGCUAUAUCUCUAAUCGUAGCGCAGAAAGAUUUUUAUCUACUUCAUAGGUCUCUAGCAAAGAUCAAGUGGCCGACUUUUUCAAUAAACUUUUAUCAGCUACACAAUGCUAACAUUUCUAUUCCAAGUUCCAAGUUGUCUUUGAGCUCCCUCCGAAAUCUAACUUGAAGGAGGCGUAGAAGAAUACAUAUUAAUUUGUAAAACAUAUCAAUUUGUCUUUAUUUUUUUAAAUAUUAUUUUGUAAUUAUAGCUUGACAUAUUCUGAAUCUAUAAGUUUUAGCUUAUUUUGUUUUAGUAUCCUUUAUAAAUUUUUUUCCCUAAAUAGUUUAGCUUUUUUUUGUACAGAAUUGAAUCUUCAAUACAAGAUGUAUUCUCUCAGAAAAGCUUCUCUCUCUUUACGCUUAUGCGAGUGGAGGAGGGUUUCGUAAUAUGCACUGUAACAGCUUCUGAAAAAUUGGGUUAUUGUUUCUAAUGAUGCUUUUUUCAACAUUCCUAGAGAAUCUGAGGAUGUCCUUGAUGAAGAUGAUUAUGAGCUCCUUCGAGACAACAAUGCUUUCCACCACCGACCGAAGGUUGUGAUUUCUAUUUUUUCUACCUGAUGUUGUUGCUUAUUACACAUGCUUGUUAUAGUGAUUGGGAGUUCAUUUUAUUUUCAGGAUAGCAAAAAUUUAAGCGGUUGAAAAAAGCUGAGGGAUUCUGAUGAGGAGCGCUUUGGGUUUCCUGAUGAGGAGUUUGACUGAAGUGGUAAAGGUGGGCGAACAGCUGAAGAGAAACUUAAGCACACAUUAUUUGGUGAUGAUGAAGGAGUUCCCCUUGAGGAUAUUGCUGAAGAGGAGCAGGAGGAAGAAGAGAACGAGGACCGGGACAUUGGCGAGGAGAAUGAAAUGGCUGAUUUUAUUGUGGACAAAGAAGUUGAUGAAAAUGGAGCUCCAAUGAGACGGACGAAACUGAAGAGAAAGAAAUCCAGGCAGGCACCAGGAGUCACAUCAACUGCUAUCAGGAAGGUCACGAACUAUUGGUGAUGUUGAUGACUUCCUGCUUCGACGCAAGCGAGAAUUAGAAUUUAGUGAAUGGAAGGAAACAAGAUUGGAUAAGGAAUUUGAACCAACUGUACUUUCUGAGAAGUAUAUGACUGAGAAAGAUGAGCAGAUUCGAAUGACUGACAUUCCAGAAAGAAUGCAGAUAUCUGAGGAAAGCACUGGUCCUCCUCCAACUGAUGAAAUCAGUAUAACAAAAGAGGGCAGCUGGAUAUAUAAUCAACUUGCAAAUGGUACGGUUCCUUUAUUUCGCAAGAGAAGAGAUAAGGCACAUGAAUAAGAGCAAGAUUUGCCCUUGAGCAGGGACGACAUCAUCCAAUUUUUGGAAUUGCACCAUGUUCAGAAGCUAGUUGUUAGUACUUUCUGAUUUACAUGGGUAUAAAUCCUACAUUUGGUCUAAUUUUGAUCGUAGUCUGUCAUUAUUCUUCUGGUGUUUUAGGUCCCCUUCAUUGCUAUGUAUAGAAAGGUGGAGUGUUCAAGCCUGUUGAAAGAUCCUGAGAACCUUGACGUUGAUGGUAAGAAUCAUGACAAAUCUGAAAGAACACAUAUGCUGAAGUGGCACAAGGUACUUUGGGCAAUUCAUGACUUGGAUAGUAAGUGGUUACUUCUU
Molecule: messenger RNA, 3677 nt
Organism: Manihot esculenta (cassava)
Lineage: Eukaryota; Viridiplantae; Streptophyta; Magnoliopsida; Malpighiales; Euphorbiaceae
Product: 5'-adenylylsulfate reductase 1, chloroplastic
Exons: 8
Coding region: 239-1537 (432 amino acids)
Molecular function (GO): phosphoadenylyl-sulfate reductase (thioredoxin) activity
Source: RefSeq, a predicted model, not a curated record